AUGGCUAAUAAUUGUAAAAUGUUAAAUAUGUGUUUUUAUAAAUUAAAUUUUAGACCGAGUGCAUUUUCAAAUAACGAAAAUAAAUUAAAUACUUUGAAAAAGACAUGCAAACAUUUUACAAGUAAUACGGUAUUAAUUAAUAAUGCCAUAAUUGUUUUUAAUUCUAAGAGAAACACAUCUUCUUCUUCUUGUAAUAAAAACUUGAUUAAAAAUAUCAACAAAAGGGAAAAAAGUAAUCUUACUCAUGAUUUGAUUAAAUGGUCAAUCGGUGAAAAUAUAUCAUUUGUGUCAUUUGCGAGACUAUUAAAAAUUUUGAAAUCAAACAAUGUUGAAAAUAUUCCGAUAAAUUUCAAAAAAACUUUAAACAAUAUAGAAAAUAAAUUUAUCAUUCAAGACAUGCCUCCAGACGAUAAUAAUUUUUUAAACGGUGAUGAAAUAAAUUUAAAAAUUUUUAUCGAUAGUUUUUUAAUAUCGAAAAAAUCGAAUGAUAUUUUUUGGACCAUAUUAGGAUCUGUAAAUGACCUCAACAGCUUGAUUUUUAUGAUAGGAAUUUAUAAAGGAAUUUUGGCUCCGAAUGAUUCUAAUUUAUUUUUAAAACAAUUUGUUAUAGAUGUUCAAAAUUUAUGCACAAAUGGCUUGAUAGUAAAUGAUCGAAAGUAUAGUGUUAAUGUUAAUAGAAUAAUAUGUGAUGCUCCUGCAAAGUCGUACGUUUUAAAUUUUAAAGGAUGUACAGGGUAUUCAAGCUGUACAAAAUGUACAACACAUGGAGAACCUGUAGGUUCUAAAGUAUGUUUUCCUACAAAAUCAACACUUAGAACAGAUGAUGAUUUUCUAUCUAGUUGCAUUUAUAGAAAUAAUAUAAAAACUGCUUUGUUAAAUAUACCUAAUUUUGGAAUCGUUUCUAAAAUGCCUCUCGAUUACAUGCACUUAAUUUGCCUUGGAGUUUUGAAACAGUUGAUAAGUCUGUGGGAUAAAAAUUAUGAUUUAAAAAAAUCUAAUGUUAAUUUAUUUAACAUUAUCAAAUCUAGUCCUAAAGAAUUUUACAGUAAAUUAAAACCUUUCAGAGCAUAUAACUAUUGGUCACCAUCGCUACUGAGAGAAUUUUUAUUGUACUAUGGUCCAAUCGUAAUGAUUAAUGUCUUAUCACCAGAAUUGUAUCAAAAUUUUUUACAUUUACAUGUCGCAUGUAGGAUAUUAUGCAUGAACGAUAAAAAAAAUCUAACAGGAUUUGCCGAUAAUAUUUUACAAGAGUUUAUAUUGGAUUUCAUUAAACUUUAUGGAAAAAGAGAAGUGGGACAUAAUGUUCAUGGAUUGUAUCAUUUAGUCGAUGAUUAUAAACUUCAUGGUACUUUAGACGAUUUCAGUGCUUUUCAAUUUGAAAAAUUUUUAAAAAAGCUACAAGGUUUAUUAAAAAAAUCUAGAAAAAAAUCUUUAUCGCAGUUAGUGAUAAAAACUUCACUUAAUGAUAUAUUAGAAAAAAGUGUCAAACAAUAUUUAAAUGGUAAUUAUGUAUUCGACAUGCAAAACACUCAAAAUUGCCCCAAUGAAAAAUUAAUGGAUGUAAAUGUUAAAGAAUACAAAGAACAUAAAAAAUUUAAAUUGAAAGGUUUUGAAAUCAUUUUAAACGAUGAAAAUGACAGUUAUGUCAUUUUAAAGAAUCAGAAAAUCGUUAAAGUAACAAACAUAUUACAAUUGAAAAAAACCAAUGAUUACUUUAUAGUUGGAAAAAUAUUUUUACAAACUUUUAAUUUUUACAAUUCACCGUUAAAUUCAAACGAAUUACAAAUUUUUCGUGUUAAUAAUAAUAAUCUGUCGGUUGAUGUGAAAAUAUGGCCUAUUCAUAUGAUAGAAAGAAAAUGCAUGAAAGGAAAUUUAGGAGAGGGAAAAAAUUCGUCUGAUCCUAUACCUGAAAACGUAUCGAAUUUAGUUUUAGACGUUAUGAAUGACAUGAAAUUGAAUAAUGAUGAAAUAAAUUUAGUUGAAACGAUUGUCGUUAAAGGAAUCGAUGUGAAACAUUUUGGAAUAUUAGGUUUUAGUAAAAAAUUAUAUUUGGGUAUUCCAAAAAAUUAUUUUUACGAUGAUGAAAAUAAAGUUACAGAAUCGGAAUUUAAAUCAAUCUUGAAAAACGUUAAUUUAGAUAAAAUAUCAUUCGAAGAGGAGAAAAUAUUAAAAAAACGCGUUUUCAUAUCGGAAAAAGCCAAAAAAUAUGCGAUAGCCAACGAAAUUUAUUUAUCAAAACAUUUUACUUUUUACAUACAGGGAAUCAUUUUCUGGAUUGUUGGAAUUUUAUCAAGCAUGAAAUUGAAAUUGUACAAUCCGAAAAAACAUCCCAGCGUGGCCAAACAUUCAUAUUUUUUUUUAUUAAAUUUUUAUGGGUUUUACACAAUGUUUUGCAUAUUGUCAUACAAACUAUUAGGCUCUUAUAAAUUAAGCAGCGCCGAUAGUUAUUUGGCAAGUUUGGGCAGUGAUUAUGUUCAAGGAGAACGCCUUAUUUUAAAAAUGGUGAAUUUUUUGUUAAAUACAUACCCUGGUCAGAUUAUGUACCACUUUCCAUAA
This is a messenger RNA of Pediculus humanus corporis (human body louse), 2556 nucleotides long. RefSeq lists its product as uncharacterized. The record is from RefSeq and is a predicted model, not a curated record. The transcript has 5 exons. Lineage: Eukaryota; Metazoa; Arthropoda; Insecta; Psocodea; Pediculidae. Bases 1 to 2556 code for a protein of 851 amino acids.